AUGGGCCCUCAUGCACACCAACUCAGGUCCGUGAAGCUGCUUCAUCUCCUUGCUUCCAGUGUUGGAUGUUUGCUGCCAUGUGAAGACUGUUGCAUGCUGGAUCAGCUUCUGCUUGAAAAUGUUUCACUCUGCUGGACCUCUGCUGCUUCUUCCCCUAGCCAUGCCGUGACAGCAACUCCAAACUACUGGAGCGUUGGACUGUGUUCUCUCCAAACCGUGAAUGAAGCUCUCCAAUUGUGUGUUAUUUCCUUCCAGCUGGUGUGGGUCGUGGCAGCACUUCAAACUUACGUGGAAUCUUCAUUUCUUUCAGCUAUUCCAUAUAAAAUGCGUGCAGCAUUCCAUAAAUUCUUUCUAUGUCUUAAAAAAUUCAGGGAUUCUUCACUCUUCUUUUUCGCUAUCUCUCUCUCUCUCUCCAAUGUUGGAUCCAUCGCUCUCGACCACCGACACACUGAGAAAAAUGCCACUGCUGGCGGCCACUUCUGUGUGCUCCGCCGCUUGAUCUUCGAUGCCGUCAGCUGCGGCGGCACCUCCCGCUACCGCUAUCGCCAGCGUGGCGGCGGCGAAGGAAGCGUUGGUGACUUUAGUUCGGUGGCUAGUCAUGCAGAGAAGGAGGAGAGGUCGGAGAAGAGGUCGGAGAAGCUGUCGGAUCUGCUGAACGCGGCGGAGACGAAAACGGAUGCGGAGGUGGAGAGGAAGGAGGAGGCAUUGGCGGAGCUGAAGCGAGUGGUGAAGGAGUUGCGCGAAGAAGACUUCUCGAUGCGGAGAAUCGCGGCGGAGAGAGUGAGGUCGCUGGCGAAGGAAGAUGCCGAAGCGAGAGCGAAUCUCGCAAUGCUCGGAGCAAUUCCUCCUCUCGUCGGAAUGCUCGAUUCGGAAGACGCUCAUUCGCAAAUCGCUUCGCUCUAUGCUUUGCUCAAUCUCGGAAUCGGCAACGAUGCAAACAAAGCGACUGUAGUGAAAAUCGGCACUGUACACAAGAUGCUGAUGCUGAAACUAAUUGAAUCGAGUGAAUCAAAUUCGUCGGUGGCCGAAGCGAUUGUUGCGAAUUUCCUUGGAUUGAGUGCUUUGGAUUCGAAUAAACCGAUAGUAGGUUCCUCCGGUGCAAUACCGUUCCUUGUUAGCACCCUAAAAAAUUUAGAGGCUAGUAAAACCGUAUCACAAUCCCAAUCGCAAGUGAAGCAAGAUGCUCUGCGCGCUUUGUACAAUCUUUCAAUAUGUCAGAGCAACAUUUCGGUUAUUCUGGAGACUGAUUUGGCUUGGUUUUUAGUGAGCGCGAUAGGGGACAUGGAAGUGAGCGAGAGGAGUCUGGCGAUUCUGAGCAAUUUAGUGUCGACUCCGGAGGGAAGAAAAGCGAUAAAAUUGAUAUAGAAAACUUGCAAAUUGAUAUAGAAAAUAGGUGAAGGACACUAAUACUUUGGUUGAGUUAUUCAUUACGCCAUAACACACACAACACCGCCAAGUAGCUUUAUCUUCUCAGCUUCUUUAUGCUUCAACCAAUAAAUUCAACCAUAUUUCUGUAUCUUUAACGAGGACUUCACCUUUCUCCUCGAUUUGUUAACAUUUGUCUGACUUUUCCCUUCAGAAAUACAAUAUGUCGUGAUGAAUCAAACAUAAAGUCUCGGUAAUACUAGCACAGUUUU
Molecule: messenger RNA, 1637 nt
Organism: Vigna angularis (adzuki bean)
Lineage: Eukaryota; Viridiplantae; Streptophyta; Magnoliopsida; Fabales; Fabaceae
Product: U-box domain-containing protein 4
Exons: 4
Coding region: 1-1365 (454 amino acids)
Molecular function (GO): protein binding
Source: RefSeq, a predicted model, not a curated record